CCACCCAGCCUCUUUUUCUAGUUCCUGUCGGGAGUGGACGCCUGGUGCAAGAUGUGCAGUGAAGGUGGCCUGCCGUCCGAGAUGCAGGACCUGGAGCUGGCGAUCCACCACCACCAGUCCCUGUAUGAACAAGUGACCCAGGCCUACACAGAGGUUAGCCAGGAUGGCAAGGCACUGCUGGAUGUGCUACAGCGUCCCCUGAGUCCUGGCAACUCUGAGUCCCUCACAGCCACAGCCAACUACUCCAAGGCAGUGCACCAGGUCCUGGAUGUGGUCCAUGAGGUGCUGCACCACCAGCGGCGGCUUGAGAGCAUCUGGCAGCACCGCAAGGUGCGGCUCCACCAGCGGCUGCAGCUCUGCGUCUUCCAGCAGGAUGUCCAGCAGGUGCUGGACUGGAUUGAAAACCAUGGCGAGGCCUUUCUGAGCAAACACACUGGGGUUGGGAAGUCCCUGCAUCGAGCCCGAGCCCUGCAGAAGAGGCAUGAUGACUUUGAAGAGGUGGCUCAGAAUACCUACACCAACGCGGACAAGCUCCUAGAAGCAGCAGAGCAGCUGGCUCAGACGGGGGAAUGUGACCCGGAGGAGAUCUACAAGGCAGCUCGACACCUGGAGGUGCGCAUCCAAGACUUUGUACGCCGGGUGGAGCAGCGCAAGGUUCUCCUGGACAUGUCCGUCUCCUUCCACACGCACACCAAGGAGUUGUGGACAUGGAUGGAAGACCUGCAGAAGGAGAUGCUGGAGGAUGUUUGUGCAGACUCUGUGGAUGCGGUCCAGGAACUGAUCAAGCAGUUCCAGCAGCAGCAAACCGCCACCCUGGAUGCCACACUCAAUGUCAUCAAGGAAGGCGAAGACCUUAUCCAGCAGCUCAGGUCAGCGCCUCCCUCCCUGGGGGAGCCCAGCGAGGCCAGGGACUCUGCUGUGUCCAACAACAAGACGCCCCACAGUAGCUCUAUCAGCCACAUCGAGUCGGUCCUACAGCAGUUGGACGAUGCCCAGGUGCAGAUGGAGGAGCUGUUCCACGAGCGAAAGAUCAAACUAGACAUCUUCCUGCAGCUGCGCAUCUUUGAGCAGUACACCAUUGAGGUAGAGGAGGAGGGGCAGGGAAGGCAGGGGGCAGUGCCAAAAACAAAAGACAGUGUCCUAAGGGAGACCAAAGGAAUUAUGCAUGAUGGAUUCAAUUUUCAGAACUCAAGAAAGUGUCUACCAUGAUAUACUUUUUUUUUU
Oryctolagus cuniculus (rabbit) is the source of this 1224-nucleotide messenger RNA. The record is from RefSeq and is a predicted model, not a curated record. NCBI's taxonomy places the organism in Eukaryota, Metazoa, Chordata, Mammalia, Lagomorpha, Leporidae.